Molecule: messenger RNA, 3993 nt
Organism: Topomyia yanbarensis
Lineage: Eukaryota; Metazoa; Arthropoda; Insecta; Diptera; Culicidae
Gene: Ir68a
Exons: 4
Coding region: 1-3993 (1330 amino acids)
Biological process (GO): proteolysis
Cellular component (GO): membrane
Molecular function (GO): glutamate-gated receptor activity; nucleic acid binding; aspartic-type endopeptidase activity
Source: RefSeq, a predicted model, not a curated record
AUGGUAACGCUAGAGCCCAAAGUUUACAAUUUGGCGAUUGAAUUGUUAGAUGGGUACUUCCAAAGCGGUAGACAAGAUAUAAUCGAGAGAAGAAAUUUGAGGAAACUCAAGCAAGAGCAAGGUGAAAAGUUUUCCCAUUUUAUGAUGCGUCUACGUCAACAAGCAAUAAAUUGUGGAUUCGAAAAGCACUCGGUAGAAGUCAGCGAGAUUUUGAAGGAGAUUUAUCUCAUCGAUGUUGUGGUUGAAAAUUGCUAUUCAGAUGCACUGAAAAAAAGUAUUUUGAAACGAGACAGAUCAUUGAGAGAGAUUGAAGAGCUUGCCGCUACAAUCGAGGCUACAGAACAACAGUUAAAAGAUUUAAAGGAUACUACCGAUUCUGUGCGCGACAAAGCAGUCUACGAUGUGAGAUAUACCAGGAGAAGCCAGGCGGCAAACCCUGUUCCUGUGUACAAUCCGUACAGAUUUGACCAAAGACGACCAGCUCUUAGCAAAACUGGAAAGGAUUUUCGCCCGAACACUUGUUUUUCUUAUGGUAAGGACGGGUACAUUGCAAGGUCGAUGGAUUGUCCGGCAAGAGGUCGCACAUGUCGUAGGUGCCAGCAGCUGGGACAUUUUGAAGCAGUGUGUCUAAAACAAGGUUCUAAACGUAGAGGGACAAUGCCCGUAGCGUCAAAUUUGAAAAGAGCAUACAAUGUCGAACCACCAAAAGUAGAACAAAUUAAUAGUGUUCCCGAGAGGAACGUUUCAGUAGAAGACAAGGUAUAUUAUGCGUUUUAUGGAGGAAACGAUAUUAAUGUACUGCCCACUAUGAUUGGCGGCAUUAGAGUAAGUAUGCUGGUUGACUCAGGCGCGGAUGCUAAUCUCAUUACAGUGAAAACAUGGGAAGUUUUGAAGCAUGAGAAAGUAAACAUCAUUAGCUCAACUAAAGGUUCAGCCAAAAUCCUGAAAGGAUAUGGAAGCGACAAAGCUUUGAAAAUUGUUGGAACUUUUCAAGCGGAAAUUGCCAUCGGAAAGAGACAAGUGAUUGCAGAAUUUUUUGUAGUCGAUGGUGGACAGAAAGACCUGUUGGGAGACUUCACUGCAAAACAGCUUGGUGUAUUGAAGAUCGGUAUAGAAGUUAAUAAAGUUGUUGACAAAUCACUUGCUGCAUUUAAUAAGAUAUCAGGUGUACAGGCACGCAUUCAUAUGAAUCCAGAAUAUAAACCAGUUUUUCAACCACUGCGCCGAGUGCCUAUUCCAAUGGAAGAUGCAGUUAAUAGGAAACUCGAACAACUACUGUUACGAGAUAUCAUUGAAGUAAAACAAGGACCAACUACGUGGGUGUCACCACUAGUUGUUGUUGGGAAAGCAUCCGGAGAACCUAGACUUUGUUUAGAUUUGAGACGUGUCAAUGAGGCUGUGGUACGAGAGCGUUUCCCAAUGUCCGUUGUAGAGGAAUACAUAGCUCGACUGGGCAAAGGAAAGAUUUGGAGCAAAUUAGAUAUCCGCGAAGCAUUUCAUCAGGUCGAGUUAGCACCGGAAUCGAGAGAUAUUACGACGUUCAUAACAAGUCGUGGUCUUUUUCGUUUCAAACGACUGCCAUUUGGGUUAGUGACGGCUCCUGAGAUCUUCCAGCGGAUAAUGGAAGAAUUACUAUCAGGAUGCGAGGGAACUUUUUAUUAUUUAGAUGAUAUUAUCGUGGAGGGUGAAACGAAGGAUAUUCAUGAUGAAAAUCUGAAAAAGGAGCCCACGGCGGUUACCACUUGCAGUUUCGUACGAAAUUCGUGGGAAAACAACGCAAUCUGCAAUAUUAUCCAGAUGUAUCAUCCAACAGUCAUACUGGUAAUAUUCUUUCUAAUCGUUCAAGUAAUAGCGGCUCACAACAAGAGCACGUUUUUGGAACAUUUCGAAGAUGAAAACGAACUGGCCGAUUUCAGCCGAUUAUUGUUGGAUUUAGUGGUGAAAAUGAAAGCAGGUCACUGUUACGCCUUCAUUACUGAUUCCCUGUAUAGAAUUUCCCUCACGGAUAAGUUAUUCCUAGAGAUUCGUAACCAUCCUCGGUUUAUAGUGCAUAUCCCGGAAGAUGAGGACACGUUGGACCCGGGAGCACGGGUCAUGUGCAUGCUGGAAGAGAUUCGUAAAAUCGGUUGUGGUGCUUAUGUAAUACUGCUCGCCAAUGGAAUCCAAAUGGAAAGACUGUUGAGAUUCGGGGAUAGGACUAGAAUCAUCAACACGCGGGCCAAGUUCAUCUUCCUGCAUGACUACCGACUGUUUGUGCCGAGCUUGCAUUACCUUUGGAAACGUAUUGUGAAUGUCGUGUUCGUGAGGCAGUUAAUCUUCGGAAAGCCAAAGGACAACCAUAGUAAUCAACAUUAUGAAAUCAGCACCGUUCCGUUUCCUUUUCCGCUGAAAGGGAUUUUCAUAUCGAGAAGACUGGACUUUUGGCACGGCGGGAAAUUUCGCUACGGUAAAAAGUUAUUUUUCGAUAAAACGGUCAGUCUGGAUGGACAAACGAUGAAAGUGGUGGUAUUGGAACAUACGCCGGCAAUUUUUCGCACUACUCAUAACGACACGGACGAACAUUUGAAAUUCUACGGACUCGAAGUGGAGCUUUUGAAGGCCAUCUCCGAGGCGAUGAAAUUUGAAAUGGAUUUUUACGAAACGGAUGACGCUACGUCGGUAAAAUGGGGAAUGAUUACGGAUAAUGGCACCACCGGGCUACUUGGUGAAAUGGCUGAAGGACGUGCCGAUUUUGCAUUGGCAGACCUCCAUCACACCGAGUAUCACCUGGAGAUAAUGGAUCUCAGCAACCCAUACAACACAGAAUGUCUCACCUUUCUCACACCAGAAGCGUUGACGGAUAACUCGUGGACGACGCUGAUACUCCCAUUUACCCCUGGUAUGUGGGCUGGGGUUUUAACAUCACUUUUCUCUAUUGGUUCGGUGUUUUAUGCAUUAUCCCGAUUGCUAAUGUACGUUCGGCAUGAUAAAAGAUACCAAAGAGAUCUUGAAAUGAUCGCCAGGAAACGGAAACCGAUUAUGAAAAUACAUCGUAGAUUGGUAAAGAAAAUUGUGAUUAUCGGUCGAGAAAAGCUGAAGUUAAGGUCAGAAAAGGCAAAAAAUGAGCAAUUGGACAUGACCAAGCUUAAAAUGCUUAAAAUGAUCCAAUUCAAACGGGAGGCUCACCCAUGGAAAGAUCCUCUACCUCCGAGGGACAUUUUUGACACAUUCUCCGGUUGUAUAAUUUAUACCUAUAGCAUGUUGCUUCUGGUUUCCUUGCCUCGCCUCCCCAAAGGUUGGCCUCUGCGUCUUCUAACGGGAUGGUACUGGAUCUACUGCAUUCUAUUGGUUGUAGCUUACCGAGCCUCACUUACUGCCAUUCUAGCCAAUCCGGUAGCUCGGCUUACAAUCGAUAGUUUGAAAGAUCUGUCCGAGAGUCCGAUCAGAUGUGGAGCCUGGGGAGAACAGAAUAAGCUGUUUUUCCAAACUGCUCAAGAUAAACCAUCGAUGGCUAUUGGGGCGAAGCUAGAACACACCCCGAAUGCGGAUGCGGCUCUGGAACGGAUCAUUGAAGGUAACUUUGCCUACUACGACAACGUGUACAUGCUGAAACAGUUGCGCGCUACUCGCAAAUCAGAGAAAGCUCGCGAAACACUUCACAUCAUGGAAGAGUGUGCCGUUCACAUGCCUAUUUCGAUCGGAAUGGAGAAAAACUCACCCCUCAAACCAAAGAUCGAUAGAUAUGUUCGUGCACUAGUAGAGGCAGGCCUGACCAACAAGUGGCUUGCGGACGCGAUUGAGGAGUUUCAGUCCAACAUUGAACUACCGCCUCAGGAAGCUACGAUGGAUUUGAAGAAACUAACGGCCGCUUUCAUAGCACUGGCGAUAGGAUGUGGGUUGGCACUUUUGGCAUUUGGUGUUGAGAAACUUUACUGGCGAUGCGUUGUCGAGAAGGAUCCAGCAUAUGACAAAUACAUUGUGGGAACGUUUUAUGGGAAACUUGUAAGAAGAUAG